Rotaria sp. Silwood1 is the source of this 1833-nucleotide messenger RNA. The record is from the annotation of a GenBank genome assembly. NCBI's taxonomy places the organism in Eukaryota, Metazoa, Rotifera, Eurotatoria, Philodinida, Philodinidae.
AUGAUUUUCACAGCAGUUCUCUCUUUCUUUUCUUAUCUUUUACCUACUGCUCUCUCUCCUAAAUUUAUUUCUAAUCUUCGUUUGAAAUAUGGCGAAUCGAUUUUGGUAAGUAUACGACAUUGUGAAAAAUUAAGUGAGAAAUUACAAAAAGCAAAAUGCGAUAUUGAAUUUCUUAGAUGUUGUUUAAUAUAUAAUUUAACACCUAAUUUUCUUAAUAUACGUUUAUGGAAGCCAGGUUUAAGAACAUCAGAAAAAUAUAAGUUUUUUCAACGACAUUGUCUUAUUCGUGAAUUUGAAUCUAGACAGAAACAAUCGAGAAAUCUAGAAAAACAAAUAUCAUCAAUCUUAAUAGAAUUAGAAAAACGUCUUUCGAGUUUAGAUUAUAUUAAUGUAAAGAAAUUUUGUUAUAAUUCAGCAAGUAAAAUACAUAGUGAAGUAAUGAUAAAUCAUAAAAAGAAAUUAGAAAUAUUAAAUGGAGGUCCGAUUGGACAAAAUUACGAGGAAAUGAAAAAUAAAUUAAUUCAUAACAUGUCAUCAUAUACACUUUCAGAAGUAGAAGAAAGAUUAUUAUGUCGUGGUUGGGCUUUUUGUAUAGAGAAUAAGAUUAAGAAUUUCUUGGAUUUUGAAACAGAUUUAGAACUAAAUGCUAUGAAAUUACAGUCUCAUUGUCAUGAUUCAGUUUUUCGUCUAGUUUGUCGUCAGACACAGAAUGCUUCGCAACAACUCAUGAGAACAUCUAAACAUAAAAAAAUAAAUAAUCUAUCAGAUGAAGAAUUAGCCGCAUUAAAAUCAUUAAAAUUGAAUAAUAAUAUAGUCAUAUGUAAGGCAGAUAAAGGUAACAGCAUAGUCAUAUUAGAUCGAGAAGCAUACAUGAAAAAAGCAGAAGAUAUUUUAAAAGGAGAACAAUUUGAGCAAUUAAAUAGUGAUACGUUUCAUCUUGAACGAGAAGAAGAAUUAAAUAAAUAUAUUUUAUCAUUGUAUAAUGAUAAUGUAAUAGAUAGUAAACUUCGUCAUCAAUUAAAAUCAACAUAUUCCUCUAUUUCAGUCUUUUAUGGACUUUCUAAAACGCAUGAAACAGGAUAUACUCUACGACCAAUAAUAUCAACUAUAGGAAGUUAUCAAUAUCAACUAUCGAAAUACUUAGCUAAAGCUAUUAGAGAUGCUCGUUCACAGGCUCCAUUAUAUAUCAAAGAUUCAUUUGAGUUCGUAAAAAAGAUCAAAGAAAUAGUACUCGAGAAAUAUAAAACAUAUAUAAAAUGUAGUUUUGAUGUAGAAAGUCUAUAUUCGAAUGUACCAGUCAAUGAAGCAAUAGAAAUAACAUUAGAUUAUUUGUAUACACCUAGAAAAUUAAUAGAUGUACCUUUCAAUAGAGAUCAAAUGAAAACUCUUUUAAAUUUAUCAAUAACAGACGCACCUUUCCAAUUCCAUAAUAAGAUAUAUAAACAGAUAGACGGAGUAGCUAUGGGUAAUCCCUUAGCACCUAUAAUAGCCGAUUUAUGGAUGCAGAAAAUGGAAGAAAAACUAAAUAGAUUUCGUACGAAUAGACCCAUAGCCUGGUUAAGAUACGUAGAUGAUAUUUUUUGUUUAUUCACCAUCUCAGAAACAAAAAUUAAAGACUUUCACUCACGCAUAAAUAAAUGGCACGAUAAUUUGAAAUUUACUCUUGAACCUGAGUCAAAUAAUUCCAUCUCAUUUCUGGAUGUUCGAGUAACUCAAGACGAAGAACAUAAACUAACAACAUCAUCGUAUCGUAAACCAACACAUACAGGGUUAUACAUGCUCUGGGACAGUAAUCAAAAUUGUCGCUAUAAGUUAGGUCUAAUAAAAACGUAA